This is a messenger RNA of Condylura cristata (star-nosed mole), 3420 nucleotides long. RefSeq names its product integrin, alpha 2b (platelet glycoprotein IIb of IIb/IIIa complex, antigen CD41) (gene ITGA2B). The transcript has 28 exons. Bases 1 to 3228 code for a protein of 1075 amino acids. Gene Ontology annotation, cellular component: external side of plasma membrane; integrin complex. The record is from RefSeq and is a predicted model, not a curated record. Gene Ontology annotation, biological process: cell-matrix adhesion; angiogenesis; integrin-mediated signaling pathway. Gene Ontology annotation, molecular function: integrin binding. NCBI's taxonomy places the organism in Eukaryota, Metazoa, Chordata, Mammalia, Eulipotyphla, Talpidae.
AUGCCCAGAACUUUGAGUCCACUUCAUGCCCUCUGGCUUCUAGAGUGGUUGCAGCUGCUCUUGGGACCUAGUGCUGUUCCUGCAGCCUGGGCCUUGAACCUGGACCCAGCAAGGCUCACCAUCUACACAGGCCCCAACGGCAGCCACUUUGGAUUUGCUCUGGACUUCUACAAGGACAGCCGCGGGAGCUUGGCCAUAAUAGUGGGUGCCCCGCAGAAUCUGGGCCGCAACCAGGAGAAGAUGGGCGGCGUGUUCCUGUGCCCGUGGAGGGCCGAGGGCGACCAGUGCAACUUGCUGCUCUUCGACCUAAACGAUGAAACCCGAAAAGUAGGCUUUCAAACUUUCCAAACCUUCAAGGCUCAGCAAGGACUGGGGGCGUCGGUCGUCAGCUGGAAGGACAGCAUUGUGGUGGGCAACGCACGACGGGGAGCAGAGAGUAGACGGGCAGGGGGGCGUGGAAGGGCGAGGGGAAGCGAGUCUUGCCCCUUCCCAAUCUCCUGUGGUCCACCCCAGGCCUGCGCCCCCUGGCAGCACUGGAAUGUCCUAGAAAAAAACGACGAGGCUGGGAAGACGCCCGUGGGUGGCUGCUUUGUGGCUCAGCUCCAGAACGGCAGCCGCGCAGAGUUCUCGCCCUGUCGGGACAACACCAUGAGCCGGACUUACGAGAAAAACGAAUUCGGUGAGCUCUCCUUUCGGUUCGGGCUCCGCCUCCUCGCGGCCACGGCGUCGGGGCUUCCUUUUCAGGCCGGAGAGCUGGUGCUUGGGGCGCCCGGAGGCUAUUUUUUCCUAGGUCUCCUGGCGCGGGCUCCUAUUGCCGACAUUGUCUCGAGUUACCCCCCUGGCACCCUCUUGUGGCACGUGUCCAGUCAGCACUUAACCUUUGACUCCAGCAACCCAGAAUACUUCGACGGCUACCGGGGAUACUCCGUGGCUGUGGGCGAGUUCGAUGGGGACUUAAACACUACAGAAUAUGUCUUUGGUGCCCCGACUUGGAGAUGGACCCUGGGAGCCGUGGAAAUUUUUGACUCAUCUGACCAGAGGCUACACCUGGUACAUGGAGAACAGAUGGCUUCGUACUUCGGGCACACGGUGGCCGUCAGUGAUGUCAAUGGAGAUGGGAGGCAUGACCUGCUGGUGGGCGCGCCCCUGUACAUGGAAAGCCGCGCUGACCGCAAGCUGGCCGAGGUGGGGCGCGUGUACCUGUACCUGCAGCCUCGAGGCCCCCACGUGCUGGGUGCCCCCAGCCUCCUGCUAACUGGAACACAGCUUUAUGGGCGAUUUGGCUCGGCCAUCGCGCCUCUGGGUGACCUCAACCGGGAUGGCUACAACGAUGUUGCCGUGGCUGCCCCCUAUGGGGGGCCCAGUGGCCGGGGCCAAGUGCUGGUGUUCCUGGGUCAGAGUGAGGGCCUCAACUCCCGGCCCUCCCAGGUCCUGGACAGCCCCUUCCCCUCAGGCUCUGGCUUCGGUUUCUCCCUGCGAGGUGCCACAGACAUCGAUGACAACGGCUACCCAGAUCUACUGGUGGGAGCUUACGGGGCCAGCAAGGUGGCCGUAUACCGAGCCCAGCCAGUGGUGAUGGCCACUGUCCAGCUGCUGGUGCAAGAUUCGCUGAAUCCUGCUGUGAAGAACUGUGUGCUGAGCCAGACCAAGACGCCAGUGAGCUGUUUUAACAUCCAAAUGUGUGUGGGAGCCACGGGCCAUAACAUUCCUCGCAAGCUGCGCGUAAGUGCCGAGCUGCAGCUGGACCGGCAGAAGCCCCGCCAGGGCCGCCGCGUGCUGCUGCUCAGCUCCCAGCAGGCGGCCACCACCCUGCGCCUGGACCUGGGCGGGAGGCACAGUCCCAUCUGCCACAACACCACUGCCUUCCUCCGAGAUGAAGCUGACUUCCGGGACAAGCUGAGUCCCAUCGUGCUCAGCCUCAAUGUGUCCCUCCAGCCUGAGGAAGAGGGAACAGCCCCCGGGCUCGUGCUGCAUGGAGACACCCAUGUCCAAGAACAGACCCGAAUCAUCCUGGACUGUGGGGAAGAUGACCUGUGUGUACCCCAGCUCGAGCUCACCGCCAGAGUGGCGGGCUCUCCACUCCUGAUUGGAGCCGAUAACGUGCUGGAGCUGCAGGUGGAAGCGGCCAACGACGGGGAGGGGGCCUACGAGGCCGAGCUGGCGGUGAACCUGCCCCCAGGAGCCCACUAUAUGCGGGCCCUCAGCGACAUGGAGGGCUUGGAGAGGCUUAUUUGUAACCAGAAGAAGGAGAACGAGACCAAGGUGGUGCUGUGCGAGCUGGGCAACCCCAUGGAGAAGAACGCCCAGAUAGGAAUUACCAUGCUGGUGAGUGUGGGGAACCUGGAGGAGGCUGGGGAGCACGUGUCCUUCAGGCUGCAGAUCAGGAGCAAGAACAGCCAGAAUCCAAACAGUGACACGCUGCUUCUGGAUGUGCCCGUCCGAGCCAAGGCCCACGUGGAGCUGCGAGGGAACUCUUUUCCAGCUUCUCUGGUGGUGGCAGCCGAAGGCAACAAGGAAAAUGGUUCUGACAGCUGGGGCCCCAAGGUGGAGCACACCUAUGAGCUCCACAACAACGGCCCUGGUACUGCCAGCGGCCUCCGCCUCAUCCUCCAGCUGCCAGGCCAGUCCCGGCCCUCGGACCUGCUCUACCUCCUGGAUAUACAGCCCCAGGGGGGGCUUCAGUGCUCCUCACAGCCCUCCCCUGACCCCCUCAAGCUGGACUGGAGGUUGCCCACGCCCAGCCCUUCCCCAGCCCACCCCCAUCACGAGCGGGAGCGCAGACAUGUGGCACCGCCCUGGCAGAAGCAGCCCUCGCGCUUUCAGGACCCCGUCCUGGUGAGCUGCGACUCGGCACCCUGUACUCUGGUGCAGUGUGAGCUGCAGGAGAUGGCGCGGGGGCAGCGGGCCAUCGUCACCGUGCUGGCGCUGCUGUGGCUGCCCCCCCUCCACCAGAGACCCCUGGAUCAAUUUGUGCUGCAGUCACGUGCCUGGUUCAACGUCUCCUCCCUCCCCUACCCGGUGCCAGCCCUCAGCCUGCCCAGAGGGGAUGCGCUGGUCCAGACUCAGCUGCUUAGGGCCUUGGAGGAGAGGGAUAUUCCCAUCUGGUGGGUGCUGGUCGGCGUGCUGGGAGGCCUGCUGCUGCUCACGCUCCUGGUCCUGGCCAUGCGGAAGGCCGGCUUCUUCAAACGGAAUCGGCCACCCCUGGAAGACGAGGAUGAAGAGGAGUGAGGUAUAGCCAGCCUGCCCUUACUGAGGGCGUGAGGGCCCGCCCUGCCCCUUGCACUCCGUGGAGGCCUCUGAUGCCCCCCAACAGAGCUGGGCCCCCUCUUGACAGUUGCCUAAUAAAGUGACUAAUCCCCACACUCGCCUGCUGCCUCCUCCUGGGGUCAGAGGAGACCUGUGGAGCAGGGGUCUAGCUGC